Molecule: messenger RNA, 1335 nt
Organism: Alternaria viburni
Lineage: Eukaryota; Fungi; Ascomycota; Dothideomycetes; Pleosporales; Pleosporaceae
Exons: 4
Coding region: 1-1335 (444 amino acids)
Source: RefSeq, a predicted model, not a curated record
AUGGACGGAAACACUUUGGGAUCCUAUGGCGGCAGCCUCGUUGCUCGUGCAGGCGGUUUACAUCCCCCACCAGAAGUCCUCCUCAGCUGGCCAAGACCGAAUUAUGUCGACCCGGAGGAGCGAGGUUGGGGACCACCAAUACUGCUCAUGGUCGUCUUGGGCAUCACCUUCCUGGUAUACUGUGCGCGGAUGUGGGCAAGGCUGGUCAUAUCGAAGAACUUUGGGCUGGAUGACAUACUUGUCAGCAUGGCAAUGCUGCCGCUAUUCGGUCUGACCAUAGCAAGCGUACUUGGUAUUCGUAUCUAUGGCUUCCAAUGGCACGUCUGGGACCAGACCAAAGAAACGCUAGUAACGACAAGAGAGAUCGCUUUUGCAAUCGAACUUAACUACAUGUUAACCUCGACGCUGAUCAAAGUCUCGAUCCUUUGCUUCUACCGCCGAAUCGGUGAUCGUCUGACGAAUCAGUUUAUCUACUGGGUCUACGGCACCAUCGCCUUCUGCAUCAUCUACGGAAUUGCCUUCACUAUUGCCAUUGUCUUCACAUGUACACCGGUUAUAGGAUUCUUCCGCCUCUUCGACAUAUCCUGGAGACUGCAGAAUGAACUGACGUGUCGCAACGAGGGGGCCCUCAUUGUCGCAUGCGCGGUGAUCUCAUUGUUCCAGGACUUUAUCAUUUGCCUGCUACCAGUCCUUUUGAUUUGGAACCUCCAGAUCAGCAAACGCCAGAAGAUCGGCCUGUGUGCCAUUUUUGGCGUGGGUCUGAUAACAUGCAUCUGCGGUAUAAUGCGAACUUUCUAUGCCGCAAAGCUAUACUUCUUCACCUACGAUAUCACCUGGGCAGCAUAUUCUGGCUGGAUCUGGACGACACUCGAAGCCCAGCUAGCCGUGAUGUGCGCCUCGGCGCCCUCGCUCAAAGUCUUUCUCGGCCGCUACUUCAGCAUGUACACCUCGCGCGCCGGCUACUCUCAAACUGGAAUCCCCGGUCAAGCGUCUGGUCCGUCUUCAAAUACACUAUCGCAAGGCUUCACCGGGAAAGCAUCCCAGCACUCGACACAGCGAUCGCAGUGCACUGCUGGAUCGAUUCGCGGUGAUGUUCCGUUGGAAGGCAUUCACAUAACCAACAAGUUGGAUGUCAAGGUUGAAGAGCGCGAUGAUUACGAGCAUGCGAGCGUCCACAGCACGAAGGAGCUUACUGCGCUACCAAUGUCAUCACAGCCGGGUUGGCGGGAUGGCUGCAAAACGGUUUGCGCCGCACUACGACCAGGCAGCAGAGGCAUAUCAGCAACUCGUGGUCGGAGUCGCGAGCGCGAUAUCGAAGCCGGUCGCGCUUACUGA